CAUGCAGAGGGGUCUGGGAAGAUCUGAGGCAUCUCCUGAAGAAGCGAUCUAUGAUGUCAUUGGGGAAAUGCCGCUAGCAGGACUGUACGAGGAAAUCGUGGAGGCCGAGGCCGUGCCCCAGGAUGAGGAGGACGCAGGUGUGGUGAAGGGGGACACAGAAACAGCAGUUUCAGGGGAGGCGUCUAACCUCCUGGAGGGACAGUCUACACGUGCGGAGGGAGGAACCAACAGACCCGUUUCUCAGGGAUAUGACGAGGCUGCGUUUCCGCUGGAGGAGAUGACAUUGUAAAGCACCCUGAGGAGGAGAUCCACCAGCUGUCUGUCGAAAUCACAGCUCUUCAUUCUCUUGUACAGUUGUAGUGGAUUUCGUGAGAACGUCUUGGAUGCCUUUCUCUUGCAAUGUCCUCCACAUCCGUAUAAAAGCCAGUCUUUCCAGGCCCUGCCUGGCUCUAACCCCCAGCCCCUUCGAGGGCCAUCUGCUGUGGACGGUUGUGCUGGGUAACCUUCAGAUUUCUCACACAUUAUAGCAAACGCAAAUAUGUAUAGAAAUCAGUGGUUACGUUUGUGGUUUAGAGACACGUGGUGCCAUCUUCAUCUUCUGCACCCAGCAGUGCGUUGCAGAGCUCCUCACGCCAGAACAUUCCUCUUUUUUUCUUAAAAUCUCUUCUUAAUUGAAUCCAAAGUAUCUUUUAGAUGUCUGCUUGUGUAAUCAUGUCAUCCGUGAAUAUUCAGAUUUAUCUUCUCCUUCCAAUCCAUGUACCUUUAAUCUCUUUUUUUGUGCUUUAUUUUGUGGACUGGGACCCUUCAGUCCAGUGUUGAAUAGAGGUGGCCAAUGGGGAUCUUAUCUCAUUCAUGGACUCAGAGCAAACGUGUUCCACAUUUAAUUUCACUAUUAAAUAUAAUAUUUGAUGUUCGGUUUUGUAGAUGCUAUUUAUGAGAUCAAGGAAAGCCCAGUCUAUCCUUAAUUUGUUAAGGGUUUUGCUUUUUAUCAUAAAUAAGCGUUGACUUUUAUGAAAUUCUUUUUGGUAUCUAUUAAGAUGAUAGAUGAUUUGAUUUUCAUAUGUUACAUUAACCAUGGGUUAAACAAACUUACCUUUAUCAUGAUAUAUUAUUCUUUUUGUAUUUCACAGGAAUUAGUUUGGUAAUACAUUGGGUCAAUGUUUAAAAAAGAAAAUGAUGUGUGAUUUUUUUCUUUUGUUGUAGUAUUUCUGUUUAAUUUUUGCUAUGAGGAUUAUUCAGGUACCAUAAGAGUUAGGAGUAUAUUCUCUUUAAAAAAAAUUUGCUAAUUUAGGCUCCCACCAACAAUGUAAAAGUGUUCCUAUUUCUCCACAUCCUUUCCAGCAUCUGUUGUUUGCUGACUUUUUAAUAAUCACCAUUCUAACCGGCACGAGAUGAUAUCUCCUUGCGGUUUUGAUUUGCAUUUCUGUAAUGACCAGUGAUGAUGAACUUUUUUUUCAUAUGUUUGUUGGCUGCAUAAACAUCUUCUUUUGAGAAGUGUCUGUUCAUAUCCUUCACCCACUUUUUGAUGGGGUUGUUUGCUUUUAUCUUGUAAAUUUGUUUAAGUUUCUUGUAGAUUCUGGACAUUAGCCCUUUGUCAGAUGGAUAGAUUGCAAAAAUUUUCUCCCAUUCUGUAGGUUGCCUGUUCAUUCUGAUGACCCAUCAAUGAUAGACAGGAUAAAGAAAAUGUGGCACAUAUACACCAUGGAAUACUAUGCAGCCAUAAAAAAGGAUGAGUUCAUGUCCUUUGCAGGGACAUGGAUGAAGCUGGAAACCAUCAUUCUCAGCAAACUAACACAGGAACAGAAAACCAAACACUGCAUGUUCUCACUCAUAAGUGGGAAUUGAACAAUGAGAACACAUGGACACAGGGAGGGGAACAUCACACACUGGGGCCUGUCAGGGUGUAAGGGGCUAGGGGAGGGAUAGCAUUAGGAGAAAUACUUAAUGGGUUGGUGGGUGCAGCAAACCACCAUGGCACCUCUAGACCUGUGUAACAAACCUGCACAUUCUGCACAUGUAUCCCAGAACUUAAAGUAUAAU
This is a messenger RNA of Mandrillus leucophaeus (drill), 2040 nucleotides long. Its product is annotated as scavenger receptor cysteine-rich domain-containing protein SCART1-like. The transcript has 3 exons. Lineage: Eukaryota; Metazoa; Chordata; Mammalia; Primates; Cercopithecidae. Bases 2 to 289 code for a protein of 95 amino acids. The record is from RefSeq and is a predicted model, not a curated record.